Salmo salar (Atlantic salmon) is the source of this 1650-nucleotide messenger RNA. It is a transcript of the gene mpg, whose product is annotated as N-methylpurine DNA glycosylase. Gene Ontology annotation, molecular function: DNA binding; alkylbase DNA N-glycosylase activity. Gene Ontology annotation, biological process: base-excision repair. Lineage: Eukaryota; Metazoa; Chordata; Actinopteri; Salmoniformes; Salmonidae. The record is from RefSeq and is a predicted model, not a curated record.
UAGUUAUCAACGCAGCAGAAGUCCCAGCAUCCCAAGCGAUACAGCUAGCUAACUAGUAAGCCAAACCGGCUUUUGACAAAUAUUUCUUAUAACAAAUAAUUUGUGGGUGCAAAACCAAUUUCAGAUUAAUACAUAGGAAACGGACAUUAUUGAUGUUGCAUACUGAAUAGGUAUGUAUGUUCUGGCUAACUUAAAUGUGCCUCAACAACCCUACAUCGUUGCAACAAAACAAAAAGACUAACUUAGCUAGCUAAUGCUUUUAGCCUUAGUAUAGGCAACAACAAAAAACAUGUCUAGUUAACAAGCUAUGUCACAGAUGAAAGGGUUAGUUAUAAGUAUCUCUGUCUAGGUAGAUAUUUUUACUCGAUUACAAGCUCGGGUACAUCAAGCAAUGUAGCAUGUCAGGGCGAAAGAGGACGCAAAUAUCCGUACCGGAGACCGAGGACCAAGUAAAAAGGGGCGUGUCACUGAGACAGGUGAGGUCUACCGUCCAUGACCAUGAGUGCGGUGUUGUUAAACCAGGGACAGUGAAGAGUCAGUACUUCUCCAAGGAGGGGGACCCUCAAAGGCUUGGAGAAGAGUUCUUCAACCAGCCCUGUAUAAGUUUGGCUAAAGCAUUCCUGGGCAAGGUAUUGGUCCGUCGGAGUGCGGACGGCACUGAGCUGAGAGGGAGGGUGGUGGAGACUGAGGCCUACCUGGGAGGAGAGGACAAAGCCUCUCACUCUGCUGGGGGAAAAUGCACUGAGAGGAACACAGCAAUGUUUAUGAAACCUGGCACCAUCUAUGUAUACCCCAUCUACGGCAUCUACCUCUGUAUGAAUGUUUCCAGUCAAGGGGAGGGUGCUGCCGUGCUUCUGCGGGCUCUGGAGCCUCUACAUGGCCUGCCUCUUAUGAGGCAGCUGCGGACAGCCAGGCGGAGGGAGGGGGCCCGGCCCCUGAAGGACAAGGAGCUAUGCAAUGGUCCCUCAAAGCUGUGCCAGGCCCUGGACAUACCACGCUGCUUCGACCGGAGAGACCUAGCCUCAGAGCCAGAGGUGUGGCUGGAGAGGGACCCCCAGAUAGGACCGCAGGAGCCAGACCUCAAGGAGGUGGUCUCAGCAAGCCGGAUCGGCAUUGACUCUCAUGGGGAAUGGGCCACCAAACCCCUUCGCUUCUAUCUGCGUGGUCACCACUGUGUGAGUGUAGUGGACAAACAGGCAGAGGCAGAGAGUUGAAACUGGGAAUAUUUUUGGAAUUGUAUCAAACCAUGAUGAGUACAUACUUAACGUUUUUUUUCUUAACUAUAACCAGGUUUUUACAGACAUAAUGCUAGAGCAAGUGAAAACAUGUCAGCUAUGAGCUAUUUCAGUCAUUUGGUCUAGCUAUGGGGAAAUCAUUGCAAAAGACCCAAAGCCAAAAUGUUUGCUCCGAGGGGAAUCCAGACUCAAUAUAUCAUUAUUUCUACUUAGAUACACACAUUGUUGCCCAAACACAAAUCCCACAGAUAUGGAAUAUGCCAUAUUUCUAUGCUACAAAUGAUUAAACUACAUUCCAAACAUCUGUAAAAUAUUUGAUCUAGCCUCCCCUCCCUGCUAUCAAAGCAACUAGAAUUUCCAUUCCAGUCAUUCUCAAUCUUCCACCUGUUUUUUAAUAAAAGUCCUUGCUUGAAAA